Alnus glutinosa is the source of this 4355-nucleotide messenger RNA. RefSeq names its product putative disease resistance protein RGA4. Gene Ontology annotation, biological process: defense response to fungus. The transcript has 7 exons. Gene Ontology annotation, molecular function: protein binding; ADP binding. The record is from RefSeq and is a predicted model, not a curated record. NCBI's taxonomy places the organism in Eukaryota, Viridiplantae, Streptophyta, Magnoliopsida, Fagales, Betulaceae. Bases 99 to 4355 code for a protein of 1418 amino acids.
GGCUACUCAAAAUACUUCUUCAUUCUAUCGAUCCUUUCAACUACGAUCCCUCAAGAGCGCUUCAGUUUUGAGCAUUCCUUCACUCACCAUCAGUAUCUAUGGCCGAACAACUUCUCCUCGUCCCUGCCGAGCAAAUCAUUGAGUCUUUGGGUUCACUGGCUGCCAAUAAGAUCGCUUUGCUAUGGGGUCUCGAAGAUGAGCUUCAACGCCUGAGGAACACCGUUUCAGCAAUCAAAGCUGUGCUUCUGGAUGCGGAGGAGAAACAGGCUGCUGGGAACCAUGCAGUCACAGAUUGGCUCAAAAAGCUAGAAGAUGCCAUGUACGAUGCGGAUGACUUGCUGGAUGCUGUUUCCACUGAAGCUCUACAGAGGGAAAUACUGACUCGUGAUAACAAGGCCAAACAGGUACGCAUUUUCUUUUCCAAAUCAAACCAGCUUCUCUAUCGUCUUAAAAUGGCCCCUAAGAUUAAGGUCAUGAGAGAGAGGUUAGAUUCCAUCUACGCCGAGGGGGACAGAUUGCACUUGGAGGUACGCCCUGUGGACACAAGUGUCGGGGGAAACAGGGGGGACACUCAUUCUUUUGUACGUGCGGAAGCAGUUAUUGGUCGAGACGAUGAUAAGAAGGCUGUUAUCCACCGUCUGCUGGACUCCAACGUUGAAGACAAUGUUUCAAUCCUUCCAAUUGUUGCCAUCGGUGGAUUGGGAAAGACUACACUCGCUCAACUCAUUUUCAACGAUGACCAAAUCCAAAACCAUUUUCAGCUCCAAAUGUGGGUGUGUGUCUCUGAUCCCUUCCACGUUAAAAAUAUUGUUGAAAAAAUCUUAGAAGCUGCAACAAAGAAUAAACCACAACCCGCUGAAAUGAAUACGUUGGUAGGUAAACUUAAAGAAGAAAUUGAUGGAAAGAAAUACUUGCUCGUCUUGGAUGACGUGUGGAAUGAGGAUCAUGAAAAAUGGUCUGAAUUGAAAGAAGUGUUGAUGGGUGGUGCAAGCGGCAGUAGAAUAUUAGUGACUACACGCAGUGAAAAGGUUGCAAGGAUUAGCGGGACAAUUCAAUCAUAUUCUUUAAGGGGUUUAAAGGAAGACGAGUCAUGGUGUUUAUUGAAGCAACUGGCAUUUGAGAAAGAAAAAGAGCCGGAGGAGACUUCAAGCAUCGCAACAGUUGGGAGGGAGAUACUAAAAAAGUGCUAUGGUGUCCCACUGGCAAUAAGGACAAUUGGAAGUUUACUACGCUUCAAAAAUUCAGAAGCAGAGUGGUCGUCUUUUAAGGAAAAUGAACUCUCAAAAAUAGAUCAAAAUGAAAAAGACAUCUUACCAACUCUGAAGUUGAGUUAUGAUCAUCUUCCUUCAUAUUUGAAGCACUGCUUUGCUUAUUGCAGUUUGUUUCCAAAAGAUUAUGUGUUUAAAAAAUCAAGACUGAUUCAGCUCUGGAUAGCACAAGGGUUUGUCAAGUCAUGUGAUGAUCAAAACCAAUGCUUGGAAGAGGUUGCAAAUGAGUAUUUUAAGGAUUUACUAUGGAGAUCAUUCUUUCAAGAAGUUGAAACGGAUGAAUUUGGUGACUUAAGUUAUUGCAAAAUGCAUGACCUAAUGCAUGAUCUUGCCAUAUUAGUGGCAGGAUCGUUGAUCACCGCAUUAGAUGAUAAGAAGAGAAGCCUUAAUGAGAAAACUCGUCAUGUUUCAAUUGUUGAUUACUACGAUAUCGAUGCUUCAUCAAUUACAACUUCAUCGAGUAAUGCAAGUAGCAUACGAACAUUUCUUUGUAUUACCACUUGGUACAGAUUUCCUUCUCAUUCCACUUCCUCCAACAUUUUAGAUUGUGAAGCAAUUUUUUCAGGUUCCAAGUUCUUGCGCGCUCUGGACCUAGAAAAGAGAAAUCUUGAACUUCUGCCAAGCUCUAUUGGGAAGUUGAGGCAUUUAAGAUAUCUUAAUCUUUCUCAUAACUACAGUCUCAAGAAGCUACCCAAUUCUAUAUCCAGGUUGCAGAAUUUGCAAACACUAAAUCUCUCAUAUUGUCACAAUCUUGAAGAAUUGCCAAGCUCUAUUGUUGAGUUGAAGCAUUUAAGAUAUCUUGAUCUUUCUCGUAACCGAAAUCUCAAGAAGCUACCCAAUUAUAUAUCCAGGUUGCAGAAUUUGCAGACACUAAAUCUCUCAUUUUGUUGUCAUCUUGAAGAAUUUCCAAGCUCUAUUGUUGAGUUGAAGCAUUUAAGAUAUCUUAAUCUUUUUCGGAACGACAAUCUCAAGAAGCUACCAGAUUCUAUAACCAGGUUGCAGAAUUUGCAAACACUAAAUCUCUCAUAUUGUCACAAUCUUGAAGAAUUGCCAAGCUCUAUUGUGGAGUUGAAACAUUUAAGAUAUCUUGAUCUUUCUGGGAACGAGAAUCUCAAGAAACUACCCAAUUCUAUGUCCAGGUUGCUGAAUUUGCAGGCACUAAAACUCAAAUAUUGUAAAAAUCUUGAAGAAUUGCCAAGAGACAUGAAAGAAUUAGUCAAUCUCAGGCAUCUUGAGAUAAAUCAAUGUGAACGGUUGACUUAUAUGCCACGUGGAUUGGGGCUACUCACUGAUCUCCAGACGUUAUCAAACUUUGUGGUCCAAAAGGAUCCUUUCUCUCCGCAUAGUUGUGGGUUAAAAGAACUAAAGGGACUAAAUAACCUGAGAAGGAAGUUAGUUAUUACAAAUAUGAGACAUGGGAAAGAUGGUGCGUCAGAAUGUAAGGAAGCAAAUUUAAAAGCGAAGCAACAUCUUCAUGGUUUGUCUUUACAGUGGAGUACUGAAGGAGGUGUCAAUGCUUCAGACGUUAUUGUUGAUGAUGAGAUGUUGUUGGAAGUCCUCCAACCGCACCCAAAUCUGAAAGAGCUUUGUCUAGAAGGAAAUGGGGGUUCAAGGCUUCCAAGUUGGCUUUUGUCGUUCACAAAUCUCAAAUCUCUUGUUCUUUCCCGAAUGGAUGCUAUGGAGUACAUAUUAGACAGUGGUUACAGCAAUGAGUUCUCUUAUUCUUUUAUCCCAUCUCUCAAGGAAAUCAAGCUAAAAAAUUGCCCUAAUCUCAAGGGGUGGUGGAGGAGGAGAGAUUCUUCUGUGGAGGUCAAUAGUGAUGGUCAUAAUUCCAUUGAAAAUACAGAGGAUCCUUUACUCCCUUCCUUUCCUCCUUGUCUCUCACGAUUAUUUAUCAUGGAUUGCCCUAUGUUGACUUCCAUGCCAACGUUUCCACAUCUUGAAGAAAGCUUGUACCUUAGGAAUGCUAGCUGGAAGCCACUGCAACAAACAAUGAUGAUGAAUAUGGGAGCACCACAAAGCCCAACGUCAACAGCAAAAGCCUCCUCUUCAUCCACUCCUCUCGCAAAAUUGAAGUUUCUACGACUCGAAUCCUUUGAGGAUCUAGAAACUCUACCAAAGGAGUGGUUGAAGAACUUCACUUCCCUCAAUCAUUUAGUGAUACGUAGCUGCAAUAGAUUAAGUUCUCUCUUCCCAGGUAUACAACAUCUCGCUGCCCUUCAAUACCUGGAUCUUCAUGAUUGUCCUGAGCUUGAGCUAGCCAAUGUUGAGGAUGAGAUGCAGUGCCAAGGUCUUAAGAGCCUCCUCUCUUUGGAGUUUUCAUGUCUUCCGAAAUUGGUGUCUCUCCCAUUGGGGCUUCAUCAUGCGACCACUCUACAAGAGCUCCUAAUUUCAGAUUGUGAAAACUUGACGGCUAUACCAGAGUGGAUCCACAACUGCACAUCACUUCAAGAGCUUGAAAUUGAUGCAUGCUCCAGUUUGACAUCAUUGCCCGAAGGAAUCCGUAGCCUAACGUCUUUGCGGAGGCUGAAAAUUAAAAACUGUCCCAACUUAUUGCAAAGAUGCAAGAGAGAAGUGGGUGAGGAUUGGCCCAAGAUUGCUCACAUCCCAGAGUUGGAAUUACAGUAUCCAGAUUCAGGUACAGAAGUAGGAGAACCAGCUAAAGCACAGAAGAACCAGCUAAAGCACAGAAAAAGAAGCUGUAUAUGGCUUGAUGAAGCUUUUGAGAGAGGAAGUCAAAAGUGCUCGUCUAGUUGUUAUCCAACAUCCGUUCAGCUUCCUCUAGUUCCCUUGAUUAAGGCUAAUCUCAUUGAAUUUAGGAAUGUCAUUAUUGACUGCAUUCCCCGUGAAAAUUCUUUGCAUUGGUACAUGACUCCUUACCUGGACAUCAUUGUGGCCAACGAUUAUUUGAAGCAAAGAGGAGUUGGCAGAAAAUCAAGAGGAUUAGAACCUUAUGCAAGAGAGAAGCAGGUGAGGAUUGGCCCAAGAUUGCUCACAUCCCAAAGUUGGAAUUACAGCAUUCGAAUUCAGCUAAAGAAAAGAAGAAACAGAGGAUUUGGAGCAUAUUCAAAAAAUCCAGGGCGCUGA